Molecule: messenger RNA, 687 nt
Organism: Colletotrichum costaricense
Lineage: Eukaryota; Fungi; Ascomycota; Sordariomycetes; Glomerellales; Glomerellaceae
Exons: 3
Coding region: 1-687 (228 amino acids)
Biological process (GO): mitochondrial respirasome assembly
Cellular component (GO): mitochondrion
Source: RefSeq, a predicted model, not a curated record
AUGCCCGGUCCAGACGGAAAACCCUCGUUGCUCGAUCAACCUAUGCCAUCGUCUUUUGACGAGAACAACGAAUUCUACGAUGAGCGCGUUCUUCACAAGGCCUUCCGCAAGCUCAAGGAGGAGCCUCUGAUCCCCCUCGGAUGUGGUCUGACCGUCUUCGCCUUCGUCAACGCUUGGCGCGCCACCCGCCGCGGCGAUGCCAGACAAGCCAACAAGAUGUUCCGCGCCCGUGUCGCCGCCCAGGGCUUCACCGUCUUCGCCAUGCUCGCCGGUAGCAUCUACUACAACAAGGACCGCGAACGCACCGCCGAGCUGCGCAAGAUCAAGGAGGCCAAGGACGCCGAGGAGCAGCGCCAGCGCUGGAUCCGCGAGCUCGAGGCCCGCGACGAGGAGGAGAAGGCGCUCAAGGCAAGGAUGCUGCAGAGAAGGGCGAGGCUCGAUGCCAAGAACGCCGGUGAAGAUACGCCAGCUGAGGGAGAGCAAGGCAAGACCGGGGGCGUGCUCGGUGCGCUGGGCUUGUCGGCGUGGAAGAAGUCUGAGGACGGCGAUGCUGCUGCGGGUGAGACGCCGGUUGAGGAGAAGCCGCAGAAGAAGGAGAACCCUAAGAGCUCGCUUGGUGCCAUUGGCGAGAUUUACGGCAGAAAGCCAUCGUCGUCGGAUGGGUCAUCAGAAGAGCCCAAGAAAUAA